Molecule: messenger RNA, 549 nt
Organism: Asparagus officinalis (garden asparagus)
Lineage: Eukaryota; Viridiplantae; Streptophyta; Magnoliopsida; Asparagales; Asparagaceae
Product: mRNA decay activator protein ZFP36-like
Exons: 4
Coding region: 1-549 (182 amino acids)
Molecular function (GO): metal ion binding
Source: RefSeq, a predicted model, not a curated record
AUGGGGGUUGACUGGACGGGGUUCUGUAGUGAUGUCGAGGCGGAACUAUUAGAAGGAAUAAUUUCGGCGGGAGUUUCAGUGUUCGCCGCGCGAACUAGUCCGGAGGUCGCGGUCCGGCGGGGUUUGCAAGAGGAUAUGUGCUGGUCGUGGAAGGAGCUUGGGCAGUGUCGCUAUGGGUCCAAGUGCCAAUUUGCUCAUGGGAAGGAAGAAUUGCGCUCGGAUCCGCGGGGGCCUCGAUCUUGGAAACAUAAAAACGAGGUUGCAAGAAGUGUGAGCAGUACAAAAUCCUCACCAAGCUCAGGAUCAUCGAGCGCAUACGGCAGCAAAUACUACCGCUACAUCUCUCUUCCAUCGCCCAACACCCCUGAUCCUGAUCUCCCUACGAGGACCUCAUUGACAAAGCUCGCCGAGACCGCCGCUGCUUCAACCAUUAACCCAAAAUCCAAGCUCGAGACUGCGGCUCCAACACAGAAUCCAAGCUUGAGCCCACCGCUCCAAUCGCUAUCCCAAAGAAGAAGAGCUCAUUAUGCGCGUUCUCUAUGGGCCUAG